This is a messenger RNA of Zychaea mexicana, 375 nucleotides long. RefSeq names its product ribosomal protein S28e. The annotation marks the transcript as partial. The transcript has a single exon. The record is from RefSeq and is a predicted model, not a curated record. Gene Ontology annotation, cellular component: ribosome; cytosolic small ribosomal subunit. Lineage: Eukaryota; Fungi; Mucoromycota; Mucoromycetes; Mucorales; Lichtheimiaceae. Gene Ontology annotation, molecular function: structural constituent of ribosome. Gene Ontology annotation, biological process: translation; maturation of SSU-rRNA; ribosomal small subunit assembly.
GAUUCCCAAAAAACUCCCGUCAAGCUUGCUAGAGUCAUCAAGGUUCUCGGCCGUACUGGUUCCCGUGGUGGUGUUACCCAGGUCCGCGUCGAAUUCAUGGACGACACCGCCCGUAGCAUCAUUCGUAACGUCAAGGGUCCCGUCCGCGAGAACGACAUUCUGUGCUUGUUGGAAUCCGAACGUGAAGCUCGCCGUCUCCGUUAAAAACAAACGUUAAAAUCGAUGCGAUCGCAAACAACGAUUCGACCUUAUCAUUCCGCAACGUUUUUUUCUCUCUUUUCCAGUACACCACAUAACGCACUACACUAGCAACAACAACAGCAGCAGCAGCAUACGCGCGCUCUCUCUCUCGCAGCAAAAUCGCAUGGAGUUUUU